Molecule: messenger RNA, 14501 nt
Organism: Calliphora vicina (urban bluebottle blowfly)
Lineage: Eukaryota; Metazoa; Arthropoda; Insecta; Diptera; Calliphoridae
Product: dynein beta chain, ciliary
Exons: 22
Coding region: 520-14175 (4551 amino acids)
Biological process (GO): microtubule-based movement
Cellular component (GO): axonemal dynein complex
Molecular function (GO): minus-end-directed microtubule motor activity; dynein intermediate chain binding; dynein light intermediate chain binding
Source: RefSeq, a predicted model, not a curated record
AAUUGUUUGUGACAUUUUAUUAAAAACAAAAAAAUUUUCUCACUUUCCCAAAAAAAAAGAAAAUAAUAAUUCAAUAAGAAAUAGACGCAUUCAGUGAUAUUUUUACGCCAGAUAAAUCUUUAGCUGUCUAAAUAUAUAAAAACUAAACCAGGAUAAAAAGGAUACGAAAAAAUAAAAAAAAUAAAAAAAACAUUUUAAAUCCCAAUACUAAAUUGGGUCUUUGUGUUGGCCACAAUAAAGACGACCACCGAAUUUGCUGGCAGUUAUUGUCACAUAAGCCGCUUAACUUGCAACAAUAACAAAACAUUUUUGAACGCCUUGAUUUUUCUCUUAAUAUUUUUGCACAAAGAGAUUAAAGCUCAAAAAUAAAAUACGAAAUAGACAGAAAAGAAAGGAAAUUAUAAAAGAAUAUUAAACGUUUAACAACAAUUGUCAAGGAUUUCCAAAAUAAAAAGGAAAAACGUUUAGGUAAACGUGUCCCUUAAACGACUGACAAUAAACGACUACUAAUUUAGCGUAAUGGCCGAAGAGGAGAAGAAAAAGGAAAAGGUGGAUGAAAGGCUAGAAUUCUUGUGGAAUUACAUCAUGAAAACAAUGAGACUUAAGCAGGAAAAAUGGAAUAAAAUGUUGGCUACCAGCGAAUACAAGGAAACUGUCAAUGAAUUUCUUAAUGAACCAUAUCAGGAGCGACUCAUAUUUACUUUGAACUCGGCUGCUUUGUUGGCGCCAUCCUACAACUUUCCCGAAAAGCCCAUUAGUAAAAUGGUGUACUUUAUAAGGCACGAAAUACCAACUACCUUAACCAUGGAGAAUAUGGCCACUACCCUUAUGAUAGGAGAUCUGCUGCCAAAUGUUUUGGAAAAUUUAACAGUUCUAUGUGACGAUGUCAUUUUUCCUCUGCUCAAUAAUCCUGUAAAUCAAAAUGGUUGGACCUCGGUGAUUGUGAAUGAUAUGAAAACAGAGUCUCAAGACUUGCGCAAUGGUAUAGCCCAAAUGAAGGGUUUGGUAAUGAAUCGCACCAUCCUACCCUUGCCAAUUUGCAUAGAUGAGGUCAUGGAAAGUGCACCAGCUAUUGCCAAAGGGGACUUGAGUAAAGUCAAUCAUUUAAUGAAGCAUUCUUUGGAAUUUAUGGUAGUUAAAUGGCUGGACUCUGUGGAAGACUUAAUACAUAUUAAAUCCAGAGAUAAAAUAUUCUCUAAAGAAGAAUUUCCCAGACCCGAACAUUUAUUUAAUUUUUGGGAUGCCCGUUUAGAGAAUUUGGAAAAUUUAGCCGAUCAAUUGGGUGACAAACGCAUCAAAACUAUAGGUUUUGUAUUGGAGAAAAUACGUUCGGUAUUUGAAAGCAGCUACAGGCGCAUAGUGGAAUUAGUUUUGGAGGCUUUGGCAGAAGCCAGAGAUAUAACCAAAUACUUAACACCUUUGCGUAAAAUGAUUGAUAAGUUCGAAACGGGUGAUUUAGAUGAAAACCGCAGUCAAAUAAGGCCUUUAUUAAUAACAAUCGGUUUGGUUUGGGGUCAUUCUAAAUACUUCCACAGUCUGGACAAUAUGGUCUUGUUGUUUCAACUAUUACACAAUACCUUAAUUGAAUGUGCCAUGCGCACUAUAGAGGCUGAUGCCAUUUUCCAGGGUGACGUAGAUGAAGCCUUUAAAAAGGUCAGCACAAAUAUCGGUCACCUGGAAUACUAUCGCUCCACCUACAAUGAAACCCGCCUAACUCUCAAGAAAUUCAAAGUAGGCACUGAAUUCAAUUCUCAAGAUUGGACCUGGCAUCCGGAGGAAAUUUUCGCACGUUUCAAUAAAUUUAUAGAACGUUUACAAACCUUAGAGGAACUCUUCGAUACCGGCAGGGAUUUUAUGAAAUUGGAGAAAAUAACUGUGGGUGGUUUAAAGGGUCGUCAAAUUACUACGGCUUUAGAGAAAAUCCUUGAAGAGUAUAAUAACUUUUAUAGAGAAUGGUCGAAUAUACAAUACAAUCCUUUGGACCCAGAUGCUAAACUCUCGACAUUUGUAGAGGAUCGACAGGUUUUUAAGGAGAAAACUAAUGUUUUGGAACGCAAAAUAGCCUAUCAAUUUGAAAAAGCUUUAGAGGAUUCUCAUGAGCUGAUGCUGUGUGGUACUUUGCUAUUGAGACCUAUUAUUAAGGAACAUAUGGAUCCGUUUAUGCACAUAAUAGUGGAUGAUUUUGCGGAGGAAAUUAAUGCGGUUAAGGGGGAUUUCAAUGAGUUUGAGGGUAUUUAUAAGGAGCGUGGCUUAAGUGCUUUGGCCACUGAUAACUGUUUUCCUCCAACCUCGGCUGCUCUAACAUGGCUUGCCAAGCUGCAACACAGAAUUACUUGGAUGCAUUCGGAACAUGAGCUGUAUGACUAUCCACUCUUUGAAAAUGAACUCGGCCAGUACACUCUAGCCAUUUACGAUGAAAUGAAUCAACAAAUUGAAAAACUACGACAAGAAAUCUUAAAAUCAUGGCGAGUAGAAGUGAAAAAGGACAUUACCCAGGACAUGGAACUUAAUUUACUGGCCAAAAUGGACAAUGUUUUGUCAGUGAAUUUUAGUAUUAAUCUCAAGAAUGCCUUAAAAGAUACCAAAUAUAUAUUAAUGAUGAAUUUGGAGGUGGCCGAAGAAAUAAGGGAAUUUUUCGAUAAAGAAGAAAGAUUAUGGGAGGCUCGCAUCAAACUGCAAAGAAUUGCAGAAUGGUAUAACGACAUUAAUGACCGAGCCAAGCCUAGUGAAAAGGCUCUUAUACAAGCUGAAUUAAUGUUGUAUGAAUUGUUCAUGGAGCCUUUGAUAACUAAAGUAACAUGGAAUAAUUUUGAUCAAAGUUUCAUUGUGGAAGUUUUUAAAAAGUUUGAAUAUCUACACAAACGUUUGGUGAAAUGCCAAUCCAAUGUAGACGCCAUCAAGCGCAGCAUCAAUUAUUGGGGCAAAAUACCUUUGUAUAUGCGUAAGGAUCAGCUGCCCAAAGCUUUAUUGGAAACUGAACCGCGCAUGACAAUAUUAACUAAACGUGUUGAGCAAGCUGGUGUAACCGCUUUAGUAAUAGAUAAACUUUUAUAUGAUAAUGCCAAAUUGUUUUACGAUAUACCCAGACGCUAUGAAAUGCUUAGAGAAGACAAUGAAGAGGGAGAGGAAGGUGAAGAAGAGGAAGAGGCUCUUAAGGAAAAAACAGAAGUUGAUGCUCUUCCUAAGGCACCAUCUGUAAUACCAAAUGUUAUGGAUGAAAUUGAAGAGGAAGAUGAGGAGGAGCUUGUAACCUCCCUGCAGCGUUGGGAGCUGUUACAAACUGUUGCGCCCAAUGAAAGAGAACUCUUUCGGGACUAUGAGAAUUAUGUUGAUCAGGAAAUUACCCAAUGCCUAUUGGAUGCUGUCAUCACCAGUCUCACCUAUUUACGCAUGGAAAUUGAAAAUCGCUAUGAAAAUAAUGCUCCCGUGUUUGAGAUCAUAAUGGAUUUACAGGAGCCUCAUGUGUGUUUCUUCCCCAAUCUAGAGCCCACCUCCAAAAUUGGUUUCACCUGUCAUGUUGAGAAGCUUCUAGAGGAUAUGUAUCAUAUGAUGGAACUACUGCCACGUUGUGCCCAAGAUCCUCCCUUAGCGGGCCAAGAUGCUUUAGAUUUUGGAGAUGAAAUUGCCGAUAAAACGGACAUACACAAACAUCGUAAUGACAUUUUAAAUAAAGUUAAAUUUGCUCUACAGGCUAUACGGACACAUACAAAGGCUUUCUUGGAAUUCUCCUAUUUAUGGAUGUUGAAUAGGCAACAGUAUUUGGCAGAGGUGAAGAAGUUUGGCAGACCCUUGUCAUUGGCUGAGCGAGAGGCUGAACUGGAGGGUGAGGGCAUGUCGGGUGUUAAGCCACUGAAAGAUGAAAAUAAUCCACCUUUGAGUGUGUAUAAGGAUCAGUUGGAUAAAUUUAUUGCCUUAGAAGAGCAAAUAAGGCAAUGGGAAACAUAUCAAGAUUUCAAUGUGUGGUUACGUUUGAAUAAGAAGAGUUUCAAAAAUGCCGUACUCAAUCUGGUGGCCAAGUGGAUAAGCUUAUUUAAAAAAGAUCUCAUCGAUAGAGUUAAAAAUUCUCUGCAGGAAUUGGACCAGUUUGUGGAGGAGGCUAAUGUUGCAUUGAAAAUUGAACUCAAUAAGGAUGACUUUGAUGGACUUGUACAAAUUCUGUCGGUAUUAAAUACCAUCAAUGAAAAGCAAUUCAUCUAUGAUUAUAUGUUUGAGCCUUUGAGGGAGAUUGUUGAUUUGCUCAAGACGUAUAAUUAUGAGUUUGGGGAUACUGAAAUGGUCAUGAUGGCCGAAUUGCCUGAUAAAUGGAAUAAGGUUAAGAAACAGGCAGCCACGGUUAAGCAGAUCAUUGCUCCCAUACAAUCCUAUCAGGUGGAUCUUAUAGAAAAGCGCAUACUUUUGUGUGACAAUAUGGCCACAACAUACCGCAAGAAAUUUGUCAAGAAGAAUUUCUUCCAUGUACCCUGUCCCCAGGUCUAUGAACUCAUCGAUGAGGCUGAUGGUGAAAUCACUGAGCUUGAGGCACGCCAUUCCUCUCUCACAGGUUCGGCCGUUCUCUUUGAGCUGCAAGGACCGGAUGCCACCAAAAUUGAACGUUGUCGUCGUGAUCUGCAAUUGAACAAAAUCCUAUGGGAUUUCUUUAUCACCAUAGCCUCCACCAUAGAGGAUUGGAAAAAGACUCCCUGGAAGAAAAUCGAUAUUGAGGUCAUGGAUCAAGAAUGCAAGAAAUUUGGCAAAGAACUGCGUGCCCUAGAUAAGGACAUGCGCAAUUGGGAACCUUAUCUGCAUACAGAAAACUCCCUAAAAAAUCUAAUGACUUCCUUAAGAGCCGUUACAGAACUACAGAAUCCCGCCAUACGUGAUCGUCAUUGGUAUGAACUAAUGCGCACUACACAGGUCAAAUUUAGUAUGGAUGAUUCGACUACACUCAAAGAUUUAAUCGAUUUAAAUCUCCACGAAUACGAAGAGGAAGUUAAGAAUAUUGUGGACAAAUCGGUAAAAGAAAUGGCCAUGGAAAAGGUUUUAAAAGAUCUGCAAACAACUUGGGCCACCAUGGAGUUUCAAAAUGAAAUACAUGAACGUACUGGCCUAAAAUUACUUAAAUCUAGUGAGGAAUUGGUAGAGACUUUAGAAGAAAAUCAAUCACAAUUACAGAAUAUGGCUUCUUCCAAAUUUGUGGGCUUCUUCCACACCGAAGUAACCAGCUGGCAAACUAAAUUGUCCAAUGCCGAACAAAUAAUUACCGCCUGGUUUGAGGUGCAGCGUAAAUGGGUGUAUUUGGAGAGUAUUUUCAUAGGUUCCGAAGAUAUACGCUCUCAGCUGCCGGUUGACUCCAAAAGAUUUGACACAGUCGACAAGGAGUUUAAAAAUCUGUUGGUACAAAUGAAUGCCGACAAGAAUGUGGUAAGGGCUACCAAUAGACCUGGCAGUAAACUUUACGAAACUUUGGAAAAUCUUGCCAAACUCUUGCUGUUAUGUGAGAAGGCUUUGAAUGACUAUUUGGAGACCAAACGUUUGGCUUAUCCCCGUUUCUAUUUUGUAUCAUCCGCCGAUUUGUUGGACAUACUCUCGAAUGGCAACAAUCCCACCAUGAUAAGCAAACAUUUAACCAAACUCUAUGACUCUUUGGGCAAUCUAAGGCUUUUACCCAAUUCCAAAUUGGCCUCCGGCAUGGUGGCCAAAGAACAUGAGGAGUAUAUACCAUUUUUGGAGAACUGUGAUUGCAGUGGCAAAGUAGAGGUUUGGCUUAAUCGUGUCACUGACAAAAUGCGUGAAACCUUAAGGGAUCAAUUGAGACGGGCAGUUUUAGCCUACGAAGAGAAACCCAGACAUGUAUGGGUCUAUGAUUGGCCAGCCCAGCCGGCCUUGGUGACCACACAAAUUUGCUGGACCUCAGAGACCAAUGAUGCAUUUGCCAAAGUACAACAGCGUUAUGAAAAUGCUUUGAAGGACUAUAACAAGAAACAGGUGACACAAUUGAAUCACUUGAUAAACUUGCUAUUGGGCGACUUAACAGCCUCGGAUCGGGUUAAAGUUUGCACUAUUUGUACCAUAGAUGUGCAUAGUCGUGAUGUGGUGUCGAAAAUUAUUUCCUCUAAAGUGGAAAUGGCCUCUGCUUUCCAGUGGCAAUCGCAAUUAAGACAUCGCUGGGAUACCAAAUUCGAUGACUGUUUUGCAAACAUCUGUGAUGCCCAAUUCCAAUAUGAUUACGAGUAUUUGGGCAACACCUCACGUUUGGUUAUUACCCCUCUAACAGAUCGCUGUUAUAUUACCCUGACCCAAUCCCUGCACUUGAGAAUGGGCGGAGCACCCGCAGGACCAGCUGGCACCGGUAAAACUGAAACUACUAAAGAUUUAGGCAGAGCUUUGGGCAUUAUGGUCUAUGUUUUCAAUUGUUCCGAACAAAUGGACUACAAGUCCGUGGGCGAUAUACACAAAGGUCUUGCCCAGUCUGGUGCCUGGGGCUGUUUCGAUGAGUUUAAUCGAAUUUCGGUGGAAGUUUUAUCUGUGGUGGCCGUGCAGGUCAAAUGCAUACAAGAUGCUAUUAAGGCCAAGAAGCUUAUUUUUAAUUUUCUGGGUGAAAUUAUUACACUACGUGCCACCGUCGGCAUGUUCAUUACAAUGAAUCCAGGCUAUGCGGGACGUGCUGAAUUGCCGGAGAAUUUAAAAGCGUUAUAUCGACCUUGUGCCAUGGUGGUGCCUGACUUUAUGUUAAUCAGUGAGAUAAUGUUGGUCGGUGAAGGUUUCCAGGAGGCACGUUUGCUAGCUCGCAAAUUCAUUGCACUGUACGAGUUGUGCAAAGAAUUGCUGUCCAAGCAGGACCAUUACGAUUGGGGUUUGCGUGCUGUAAAGUCAGUGUUGGUGGUGGCAGGUUCGCUGAAGCGAGAUGACCGCCAAAGACCUGAAGAUCAAGUCUUAAUGAGAGCUUUGCGUGAUUUCAAUACCCCCAAAAUUGUAACAGAUGAUGUGCCGGUGUUUAUGGGUUUAAUAGGUGACCUGUUUCCAGCUUUGGAUGUGCCACGCAAACGUGACCUGGAAUUUGAGGCAGUGGUUAAAAGGUCAGCGGUAGACUUGAAGCUGCAGCCAGAUGAUGGUUUCAUUUUGAAAAUAGUGCAGCUAAAGGAACUCUUUGCAGUGCGCCAUUCUGUUUUCAUUAUCGGCUUUGCUGGCACCGGCAAGUCAGAAGUAUGGAAAACUCUUAACAAAACCUAUGCCAAUUUGAAGCGUAAACCCCACUACAAUGAUCUAAAUCCCAAAGCUGUAACAAACGAUGAAUUGUUUGGCAUUGUUAAUCCGGCUACCAGAGAAUGGAAAGAUGGUUUGUUCUCCAUUAUAAUGCGUGAUCAGGCGAAUUUGGGUGGUUCGGGGCCCAAGUGGAUAGUGUUGGAUGGUGACAUUGAUCCCAUGUGGAUAGAGAGCUUAAACACGGUCAUGGAUGACAACAAGGUAUUGACUUUGGCCAGCAAUGAGCGCAUUGCUUUGACCAAGGAAAUGCGUUUGCUGUUCGAGAUAGCCAAUUUGAAAACUGCCACCCCGGCCACUGUAUCCAGGGCAGGUAUUUUGUAUAUAAAUCCCCAAGAUUUGGGUUGGACUCCUUUCAUUCUCUCCUGGCUUAAUACACGCACCAAUCAAGCUGAAGUAGCCACGCUCAAUGUUUUAUUCGACAAAUAUGUUCCUCCCUUGCUGGAGGUAUUUAAGACACGUCUAAAGAAAAUCACUCCCAUAGCCGAUAUAGCCAUGCUGCAAAUGACUUGCUUCUUGCUGAACAGCCUACUAACUCCACAAAAUGUACCGGCCGAUUGUCCCAAGGAAUGGUAUGAAAUCUAUUUCGUUUUCUCCAUUGUGUGGGGUUUUGGUUCGACUUUGUUUCAAGAUCAAAUCAUUGAUUGGCGCAAUGAAUUUAGCAAAUGGUUUGUCAAUGAGUUUAAGACCGUCAAAUUUCCUGGCUCGGGCAAUAUAUUUUCUUUUUAUGUGGAUCAUGAAACCAAGAAAUUUAGACCCUGGACUGAUUUGGUUCCCAAUUUUGAACUGGAUCCUGAUAUUCCUUUACAAGCCAAUUUGGUGCACACCUCCGAAACCACACGCCUAAGCUAUUUCAUGGAUGUCUUGAUAGGAGACAACUAUCCCACCAUGCUUAUUGGGCCUCCAGGUUCGGGUAAAACCAUUAUAAUGAAUUUGAAAUUGAACUCUCUUCCCAGCGAGAAGUAUGCGGUAACCAAUGUGCCCUUUAACUUUUACACCACCUCUGAAAUGCUGCAAAAUAUUUUGGAAAAACCUUUAGAGAAGAAGGCCGGCCGCAAUUAUGGUCCUCAGGGCAAUAAGAAAAUGUUAUAUUUUGUGGAUGAUAUGAAUAUGCCGGAAGUAGAUAAAUAUGGAACUGUGCAACCGCAUACUCUCAUCAGGCAAUUUAUGGACUAUCGUCAUUGGUAUGAUCGUGUUAAGAUGACCUUAAGAGAUAUACACAAUUGCCAGUUUGUGUCCUGCAUGAAUCCUUCUGCUGGUUCCUUUACCAUAGAUCCUAGAUUGCAGAGACAUUUUUGUUCCUUUGCUGUGAAUGUUCCCAGUGCUGAUGCUUUGUUCCACAUCCUAAAUUCUAUUUUGUCUCAACAUUUAAAAAAUCCCACUCACAAGUUCGAUAAGGCAGUCAUAAAUCUGUGUGAGCCUUUGGUACAAACAGCCAUAAAUCUGCAUCAGAAAGUGGCUGCCUCAUUUUUGCCCACCGCUGUAAAGUUUCAUUAUAAUUUCAAUUUGCGUGAUAUAGCCAAUAUAUUUACGGGUAUGCUCUAUGCCAAUUUCAAGACCUGCCCCAAUCCCAAUAUGCUGCUACGUUUGUGGGUCCAUGAGUGUAAUCGUGUCUAUGGCGACAAGUUGGUCGAUCAAGCAGACAUCAAUAGUUUUAGCAAAAUCAUAGCCGAGGCGUUGCGCAAAGGCAUAGAGAAUUAUAGCGAGGAUGUGGUAUUUGGCAAACCUCAGAUCUAUUGCCACUUUGCUAUGGGUCUAGCGGAAAAUAAAUAUAUGCCUAUUAGCGACUGGGAGCGUCUGCACAAGUUACUGGAAGAAGCCCAAGAGCGUUACAAUGAUUUUGUGGGAGCCAUGAAUUUGGUGCUCUUCGAUGAUGCCAUGUGUCAUGUCUGCCGCAUUAGUCGUAUUGUGGAAUCUUCUCGUGGCUAUGCUCUUCUCAUUGGUGUGGGUGGUUCAGGCAAACAAUCUUUGACUAGAUUGGCAGCUUUCAUUUCAUCUCUAGACGUUUUCCAAGUCCAGCUAACCAAAGAUUACAGCAUUAAUGAUUUAAAAGCGAAUAUAGCUACACUUUAUGUCAAGUGUGGUGUUAAGUCCUCCCAGUGUUGUUUCCUCAUGACAGAUGCCGAAGUGGCUAAAGAACAAUUUUUGGUUUUAGUUAAUGAUAUGUUGGCUUCGGGAGAUAUCCAUGAACUGUUUCCUGAUGAUGAAAUUGAGAAUCUAGUGAAUGCUGUGCGCAAUGAGGUUAAACAGCUGGGUAUUGUGGACAAUCGCGAAAAUUGCUGGAAAUAUUUUAUAGAAAAAGUUCGGGGUCUUUUGAAAGUUGUAUUGUGUUUCUCUCCAGUGGGUAAUACACUCAGAGUAAGGGCCCGUAAUUUUCCUUCUUUAGUUAACUGCACUACCAUAGAUUGGUUCCAUGAAUGGCCUCAAGAGGCUUUGGAAUCAGUAUCUUAUCGUUUCUUAUCGGAAAUAGAAGUUUUACCCAAAUCUUUGGGUCAUCCGGUAUCGCGUUUUAUGGCCUAUGUUCACAAAACCGUCAAUGAUAUAUCCAAAGUGUAUUUGCUUAAUGACAAGCGUUACAAUUACACUACUCCCAAGUCCUUCCUAGAGCUAGUGAGUUUAUACACCAAACUUCUCACCGAAAAAGUCAAAGCCAAUUUGGAUCGACGUCAGAGAUUGGAGAAUGGUCUUAUUAAAUUAGCCAGCUGCUCUACGGAAGUGGAUGGUUUGCAGGAAGUUCUUAAGGUGCAAGAAGUGGAAUUGAAAAUUAAAAAUGAUGAGGCUGACAAUCUAAUUAAAGUGGUGAGUUUUGAAAAUGAUAAAGUUUCUAAGGAAAGAGCUUUCGCCUCCAAAGAAGAGAAAAAUGUGCGCCAAAUAGAGGAAGAUGUUACAGCCAAGGCCAAAUUAUGUGAAGAAGAUUUUCGCAAAGCCCAACCUGCUCUUUUGGCAGCCCAAGAGGCCUUAAAUACUUUAAACAAAAAUAAUUUAACAGAGUUAAAAUCGUUUGGUUCACCUCCGGAUGCUGUGGUCAAUGUUUGCUCGGCUGUAUUGGUGUUGUUUGCCCCCAAAGGUAAAAUUCCCAAAGAUCGCAGCUGGAAGGCUUGUCGUGUUAUAAUGGGCAAUGUGGACAAGUUUUUGGAUAAUUUGGUAAAUUAUGACAAAAAACAUAUACAUCCCGAUGUUAUCAAGGCUCUGCAACCCUAUUUGGCUGACCCGGAAUUCAAUCCAGAAAACAUUUUAGCCAAAUCUUCGGCGGCAGCUGGCUUAUGCUCUUGGGUUAUAAACAUUUAUAGAUUUUAUGAAGUUUAUUUGGUGGUGGAACCUAAAGAACGUGCCUUGGUGGAAGCAGAACAGGAGCUGCAAGAUGCCAGAGAUAAACUAACAGCUUUAAAUAAUCGUCUUAAUGAAUUGGAGGAGCAGCUGAAUGUUUUGCAAAUGGAAUAUGAUGAGGCUUUGGCCAAAAAACAAAAAUGCCAAGAUGAGGCUGAUAAGACAGCUUUCACCAUUGAUUUGGCCAAUCGUUUGAUAGGAGGUUUGGCCUCGGAAAAGAUACGUUGGACUGAGUCGGUGAAAAGUUUACAGCAUAGCCAGGUUACCAUGCCUGGUGACAUACUACUCAUAGCUUGUUUUAUAUCCUAUGUGGGCUGUUUUACUCGUGCCUAUCGUGUGGAAUUGCAAACCAAAAUGUGGAUACCUGCCUUUAAGGCCUGUGAUCCCAAAAUCCCCUCUAGUGAGGGCGGUGAUCCCUUUGAAAUGAUUUGUGAUGAUGCUCAAAUUGCCGAGUGGAAUAAUCAAGGUUUACCUAGUGAUCGUAUGUCAGCCGAAAAUGCCGCUAUACUAGUACAUUCUGAACGCUAUCCCCUAAUGAUAGAUCCACAAUUGCAAGGCAUUAAAUGGGUUAAACAAAAAUAUAGUGCCAACAUCGUGGUUUUACGUCUCACCCAAAAGGGUUAUAUGGAUCAAAUCGAAAAGGCUGUUAGCAAUGGCAACGUUUUGCUUUUGGAAAACAUAGGAGAGAGCAUUGAUGCUGUCUUGAAUCCUUUGCUAGGACGUCAACUUAUCAAAAAAGGCACCUGCCUGAAGAUAGGAGACAAGGAAGUAGAUUUUAAUCCCAAAUUUCGACUAAUACUACACACCAAACUGGCCAAUCCCCACUACAAGCCAGAAAUGCAAGCCCAAACUACUCUAAUCAACUUCACCGUUACUCGGGAUGGUCUAGAAGACCAGCUACUAGCGGAAGUGGUCAAGGCCGAAAGACCCGACUUGGAGGUCUUACGUACUAAACUUACACAGCAGCAAAAUCAUUUUAAAAUAACCCUGAAAUUCCUGGAAGAUGAUCUUUUGCAACGUCUUUCUUCGGCCGGUGAGAAUGUUUUGGAAGAUGUUUCUUUGGUCAUGAAUUUGGAGAAAACCAAGAAGACCGCCGAUGAAAUAGAGGUGAAAGUGGCUGAAGCCAAGAUAACUGCCGUACAAAUUGAUACUGCUCGUGAGGCCUAUCGUCCUGCCUCUGAACGGGCUUCAAUUAUUUACUUUAUACUCAAUGAUCUGUUCAAAAUCAAUCCCAUUUAUCAAUUCUCCUUAAAGGCAUUUACGGUGGUAUUUAGCAAUGCAAUUGUGAAAGCUGUACCUUCCGAGAAGCUCAAGGAGAGAGUGGAAAAUCUCAUAGAUUCCAUAACAUUCUGCAGUUUUAUGUAUACUUCACGAGGUCUGUUUGAGGCUGAUAAAUUAAUUUUCCUCACCCAGCUGACUUUACAAAUACUCAUUAAUGCGGGAGAAGUGGAGCCUUUGGAACUGGACUUUCUGCUACGUUUUCCCUACAUGGUUAAUGUCACUUCUAGUCUAGCCUUCAUCAACAAUAUCGGCUGGGGUGGUAUUAAGGCUUUAAGUAAUUUCCCAGCCUUCAGGGGCCUGGAUAAAGAUAUUGAGGGCUCUCACAAGAGAUGGAAGAAAUUUAUAGAUGCCGAGUGCCCGGAAAAGGAAAAAUUCCCGGGUGAAUGGAAAGGCAAAACUGCCAUACAAAGAUUGUGUAUUAUGCGUUGUAUAAGACCCGAUCGCAUGUCUUACUCCAUGAGAGUUUUCAUAGAGGAAAAGCUGGGCACCAAAUAUAUUGAAGCUCGUUCCAUAGAAUUUUCCAAAACAUUUGAGGAAUCUAGUGCCGAAACCCAUUUGUUCUUUGUUUUGUCUCCAGGCGUGGAUCCUCUUAAAGAUGUGGAGAAACUGGGCAAAACUUUGGGUUUCCAUGGAGAUCAUGAGAAUUUCCAUAGUGUGUCCUUGGGCCAGGGCCAAGAGGUAGUAGCUGAAAGAGCCAUAGAAACAGCCUCACAACAAGGCCAUUGGGUCAUAUUACAGAACAUACACUUAGUGGCUCGUUGGCUUUCAACUCUCGAAAAGAAAAUGGAAGCUUCUCUGGUCGAUGUCAAUCCCAAUUAUCGUUUAUUCCUAAGUGCUGAACCGGCUGGUGAUCCUGCUUAUCAUAUACUACCUCAGGGUAUUUUAGAGUCAGCCAUUAAGAUAACUAAUGAACCUCCUACAGGUAUGCAGGCCAAUAUACACAAAGCUUUGGACAACUUUAGUGAUGAAACCCUGGAAAUGUGUUCCAAGGAAACAGAAUUUAAGGCCAUAUUAUUUUCUCUAUGUUAUUUUCAUGCUGUGGUGGCGGAACGCCGUAAAUUUGGUGCCCAAGGCUGGAAUCGUGUGUAUCCCUUUAAUGUGGGAGAUCUUACGAUAUCGGUUUACGUUCUGUAUAAUUAUUUGGAGGCCAAUAGCAGAGUUCCUUGGGAGGAUUUGCGUUAUUUGUUUGGCGAAAUUAUGUAUGGAGGCCAUAUAACUGAUGAUCGUGACAGACGUUUGUGUCGCACUUAUUUGGAGGAAUUCAUGCAGCCAGAGCUUAUAGAUGGAGAAUUAGAAUUUUGCCCGGGUUUCCCAGCUCCUGGCAUUUUAAAAUAUGCUGGUUAUCAUGAGUAUAUAGAUGAAAAUCUCCCAACAGAAAGUCCAAAUCUUUAUGGUUUACAUUUAAAUGCGGAGAUAGGUUUCCUAACCACUGUAUCGGAACGUCUAUUUCGUAUAGUAUUCGAACUGCAACCACGCUUAGCCAGCACCUCGGAUACCGGAGGUGAAGUCCAAUCCCAGGAGGAUGUGGUAAAGAGUAUGCUGGAAGAUCUUAUCGAUAAGAUACCCUCACCCUUUAACAUAGCCGAACUUAUGUCUCGUGUAGAAGAUCGUAAUCCCUAUAUAUUGGUGGCCUUCCAGGAGUGCGAACGUAUGAAUAUUUUAAUGGCUGAACUGAAAAGAUCUUUGCAUGAAUUGGAAUUGGGUCUUAAGGGUGAACUAACAAUAUCCUCUAUUAUGGAACAAUUAAUGCAGUCCUUGUUUAUGGAUCAAGUGCCGGAAUCCUGGACUAAAUUGGCCUAUCCCAGCACAUUGGGUUUGCAGUCAUGGUUUGCCGAUUUACAGUUGCGUUUACGAGAGUUGGAAGCUUGGGUGGCAGAUUUUCGUUUGCCUUCCUCGGCUUGGUUGGGAGGAUUUUUCAAUCCUCAAAGUUUCUUGACGGCCAUUAUGCAACAGACGGCACGUAAAAAUGAAUGGCCUUUGGAUCGCAUGUGUUUAAAUACGGAUGUAACUAAAAAGUUUAAGGAGGAAAUAACCUCUGCUCCCCGUGAAGGUGCCUACAUUAAUGGCCUGUAUAUGGAGGGUGCUCGUUGGGAUAUGACCAUGAAUACCAUAGCUGAUGCUUAUCUUAAGGAACUAUUUCCAGCCAUGCCUGUAAUAUUUGUGAAGGCUGUGCAAAGGGAUAAACAGGAUGUCAAGAAUGUUUAUGAGUGUCCGGUGUACAAAAUUCGACAACGUGGUCCCACUUUUGUUUGGACAUUUAAUUUGAAAACCAAGGAAAAGGCUGGCAAAUGGACACUGGCUGGCGUUUGUCUACUGUUACAAAUUUAAAAUGUUUAUUCAGCAUCUUUAGUGCAAAAAUUCUGUUUCAGUUUAAGUGUCUGUCGGCCUGUCCACUCAACUAUUACUUUUCAAAAACAAAAAAAAAAACUAAUUUGAUCAAAUCUCUUUGAUGGCACUGACAAAAAGAUAAAACACACAAAUCUCCAAGAAUCUUAAAUGUACGAAAAAGAAAAGCUUAGAAAUGGCCAACACAAAAAAACAAAACGAAAGCAGCUAAGUGUGGCCUUAUUAUUUUUUGUAUUAUUGUUCAUCUGUAUUCUACAAUUUCAAUGUUAUUUUUCGCCAUCUGUUUUUUUUUUAAUAAAAAGCAAAUA